Verruconis gallopava is the source of this 3886-nucleotide messenger RNA. RefSeq lists its product as uncharacterized. The transcript is spliced from 2 exons. Gene Ontology annotation, molecular function: phosphorelay sensor kinase activity. Gene Ontology annotation, biological process: phosphorylation; phosphorelay signal transduction system. Bases 128 to 3808 code for a protein of 1226 amino acids. Lineage: Eukaryota; Fungi; Ascomycota; Dothideomycetes; Venturiales; Sympoventuriaceae. The record is from RefSeq and is a predicted model, not a curated record.
CAUACAUUUGCGCAACGGCAAAAGCACGAAGUUUCGCACACUCGCAGCCGUGCCCUGUCGUCAUGCAGCUACGGAGAGUGUGCAGGCUUUGUAUGUGAUCUCUGGCGACCGUGCAAGCUUUGUGGCCAUGGAUGAUCCAGCCCGCGAACUGGAUCAGCUAACCGUGCGUGAAUUGCUUGACCAGGAUUCUCGCCCAUCUUUUAUCAUCGAUCUUGACCCUGAUGCCGACGAAUCUCCAAAUCGCGGGAGCGUCCUCAAGCCUGUCUUCUCCAAUUCAGCCUUGCGACUGCAUCAGCGUCUGUUUGACGUUAUCACAGGCGCAGAGAUCCUGACCAACACGUCUUCUUCCUCUGGCUCUCGCGCGUACCAAGACUUCAAAGUCUGGGCUACCGGCAUUACGAAACACGAUGAUUCGAAAGACAUAUACCCAUUGUUCCAUGAGUUUGAAGACCUCCUGUGGACUGGAUCCACCAUUAGGAGGCGAUGGCGUCUCAUUUCUGGUAAUAUGCUGUGGAAACAGAAUGUGCCAUCGCGCACGCUUGCAUCUGGAGGACCGAUAGAGGUUGCUUCUGGGUCGUUUUCUUCUUCCGAAAGACAAAGAACGGAGCAGUCUGAAGGCCAAUCGUCUGACAGGGUGUCGGUGAACCCAUCAGAUGCGACAUCCUGGUCCUACACAGGUCAAACGCUAGCAUCGUCCAAACAAGCUGAAAGACUUAAUUUUACAAAGGCUUCAAAAACAUCCGGUGAGAGUUCAAGUGGGAAUUCUUCCCGACAAACCCAGUCCAUCAUACUGUCAGUCCCUGAGAAGGCGUGUGCGGAUUGGACGGCAGAGAAUCCUAAAGGUCAUCUAACCGAACAUAUGAAGUUUGCUCGCAGCAUCAACUGGGGGGCAACUCCGUUGGGGCCCAUGUCCAGCUGGUCUAGAGAAUUCAGACAGAUUGUCAAUCUUGCGAUGAGCAACCCGCAUCCCAUUUCUGUACUUUGGGGCAGCGAUCUCACAAUGAUAUACAACGAAGCUUACGUGGUAGAAGUUGCCGGAAACAAGCAUCCUGCGCUGAUGGGCACAGGUUUCUCUGGAGAGUUUUCCGAGCUUUGGGAAGGCGUUGCCCCCCUCAUGGCUGAAAUGGCGAGAACGGGUCUCUCAGUCCGCAGAGAAAAUGAUUAUCUGCCUAUAGAAAGAUACGGAUUGCUCGAAGAGACAUUUUUCUCCUGGUCUUGGACCCCUUUAUACGGCAACACGGACAAAAUCUUAGGAUUUUACAACGCACCUUUUGAGACCACGCAGAUGGAGCGCCAUCGACGCAUGAUGCAGACGAUCAACAGACUUGGUGAAUGCACUUCCCGCGCCAAGUCUGUGAAGCAGUACUGGAAACGAGUCCUAGAGGGUCUAGACGAAAAUAUUUGGGACAUACCAUUUGCGCUAUUGUACAGCGUGGCAGACAGCGAGGAUCAAGACCACUCAUCGAUAUCAUCAGGAAGCACAAUAUCGAUGAAGUCUUGUUACUUCGAAGGGUCCAUUGCUGUACCCCCCGGACAUCCUGCGGCUCCACCACAACUUGAUCUGAAGAGGAGCUUAGAAGGGUUCAUUCCAUCGUUUCGAGAAGCAAUGCGUACACGAGAGCCUACUCUUCUUCACGCUCGUGAUGGCACUCUCCCAUUAUCACUUCUUGAAGGUAUAGAAUGGCGUGGAUUUGGUGAACCUUGCCAAGACGCUGUUAUCUUUCCGGUUCGUCCCACAAACGGGGAUCAGGUACUGGCAUUUCUCCUGAUUGGCAUGAAUCCACGGCGCCCAUACGACGAAAGCUACCAAUCUUUCGUAAAUAUGCUUAAUAGAGCGCUUGCCACAUCGCUAGCAUCCAUCCUGCUUUUCGAGGAGGAAGUUCGCAGAUCUCGAGACGCUGCAGAAGCCGCUGCUCUCGAACAGGAAAAGCUCAGUCAACAACUUGCGCUGCAGACUGACAGGAUGCGAAGAAUGACGGAAUUGUCGCCUCUGGGAAUGUUCUUAGUGACACCUCAGGGCGUGAUGCGGGAAGCGAACGACCGAUUCUACGAAAUGACAGGGUUGGAAAAGGACGACAUCGAGCCAAUGUCCUGGAUAAAUUUUGUGGAGGAAAGUAGCAGAUCCGUAAUGGACCACGGAUGGUCGCAACUCGUGGAUGAUCAUGUGCCAUGGAGCGGCGAAAUUCAACUUUCCGCGAAAGGGAGUCGCUCUGUUGAUCCAGAUGGACACCCUAUUGCUACCUGGGUCUUGUUCACAGCCGCUCCUGAAUUCGCCGCUGACAGUUCUCUGAGAUCCAUCAUGGGUUGUAUCACUGACAUCUCACACCUCAAAUGGGCAGAAGGUUUGCAGAACCGGAGGCUAGCCGAAGCGGAAGAGACUAGGCGGCAGCAAAAUGAGUUUAUUGACAUCACGUCACACGAGAUGAGAAAUCCGCUUAGUGCUAUCUUGCAAUGCGCAGACGACAUAUGCAGCGCCCUCGAGAGAUACAUCACGACGGAGUCGCCACCCUCGAGAGUUACGUUGGAUAACUGCAUCGAUGCAGCUCGUACGAUCAGUCUCUGUGUUCAGCAUCAAAAGAACAUUGUGGACGAUAUUCUCACGAUAUCGAAGCUCGACUCAAACCUGCUUCUUAUCACUCCAACCCCAGCGCAACCAGUUGAAAUCCUUCGACAUUCUGUCAAGAUGGUUGACUCCGAACUCCAGGCUAGGGAUAUAAAGCUCGAAUUUAAUACCGAUAACUCGUAUAAAGAGUUGAAUGUUGACUGGGUAAACUUGGAUCCGAGUCGCGUUCGUCAAAUUUUGCUCAAUCUUCUAACAAAUGCAAUCAAAUUUACGUCGGAGGUCGAGAAUCGAGUCAUCACUGUCGCUGUUGGUGGAUCUAAAUUCCCUCCCACGUCACCCAUCGUACCUGGAUUCACCUUAGUUCCGGCCAGUAAAAGGAAAAACGAGAAUGUGACGGAUGGGGAAGAUUGGGGAGAUGGGGAGGAUCUCUAUGUGCACUUCCGUGUACAAGAUACAGGCGUCGGACUCACUUCAUCACAAAAACAGAUUUUGUUCGCGCGAUUCAAACAAGCAUCGCCAAGGACCCAUGCUCAGUACGGCGGGAGCGGGCUAGGGCUGUUUAUCUGUAAGCAACUCUGUGAACUGCAUGGAGGGUCGAUCGGUGUCGCAUCGGAAGCUGGGCAUGGAAGCACAUUCGGAUUCUAUAUCAAAGUUCGUCGAACGCAGGCAGCUCAUGUCCCCAAGUUAGCCAGUCACGUUUCGCCCGAGCCUCUUACCAAAUUAUCUCAGUACCUUCCAUCUCAACGACAAGAGGCUGGAAGUAAGAGCUCGGUUUCAGCAUCACUGCCCGCAAAAGCAGACACUAAAUCUUUUGAUUCAACAAAACUACACGUCUUAGUAGUCGAAGACAAUCUAAUUAACCAAAAAGUGUUGGUAAAGCAACUCAAGAAGUAUGGGUGCAACGUGGGUGUUGCAAACGAUGGUAUCGAAGCUCUAGAGUUCCUGGAAAAGACGAAAUAUUGCAGCCUAGAAGAUGGCAGAGAACUUUCGAUUAUCCUCAUGGACCUAGAAAUGCCUAGGAUGAAUGGCUUAGACUGUGUUCGGAGGAUCAGAGGAAUGGAGAAUGACGGUAAAGUGGAUGGUCAUAUCCCUGUGGUCGCUGUUACCGCGAAUGUAAGGGAAGAGCAGAUCUCUGCUGCGUUGUCAAGCGGUAUGGAUGAUGUGAUAGCCAAGCCGUUCACGAUAUCAGAGUUAUUCACGAAAGUGGAUGCGCUGUUCGAACGACUGGCGAUGAAGAUUUUAUAGAAGCGGCAAUCGUAAGCUAUGAUCUAUUGAAAAUUUAGAUAUAAGUUCUCAACAGGUCGUCCUAGAGCUCAGAUAUGA